AUGAUCGCUCUGGCAAUACUACUCAGUGUUCUGCUCAUUUUAAUUGCUUACAUUGGCCGUUUAUUGAGUGAACAUUUCAAUUACUGGCGUCAUCAGGGUGUUGCCUGUGAACCGCCCAAUUGGCUGCUGGGCAAUUUAAGGGGUCUCUCGACGAGUCGUUCCUUUAAUCAAAUCAUCAGGGAAUACUAUGAGAAAUAUAGAAAUUCCGCUGGACCCUUUGCUGGGUUCUAUUGGCUACAUAAGAAGGCGGUUUUUGUCUUGGAUCCGGAAUUGAUCAAACAGAUUCUCAUUAAGGAUUUCAACAAAUUCACCGAUCGUGGCUUCUUUAGCAACGAAGAGGAUGAUCCCCUGUCGGGCCAGUUGAUCAACUUGAGUGGCAAUAAAUGGCGGAAUAUGAGAAACAAAUUAUCUCCUGCCUUUACAUCUGGCCGCAUGAAGGCCAUGUUUCCAUUGGUCAUAAAAUUGGGUUACGAUUUGGUUGAGGUGGUGGGUGAGCGUUUGAAAAACCACGACGAUGUGGUGGAAGUUCGCGAUUUGGCAGCCUUUUUUACCAGCGAUGUCAUUGGCACCUGUGCCUUUGGUCUCAACAUGAAUUGCAUGAAAAAUUCCGAUGCGGAAUUUUUAAAAAUGGGCCGCAAAGCCCUGAAUGAGCAGCGCUACGGGACCUUGGGAUUUGUACUACGUUUCAGUUUUCCCGAUCUUUGUCGUCGGCUGCACAUGAAAGAGACCCUGGACGAUGUGGAGAAAUAUUUUAUGCAAAUUGUCCAAGAGACCGUGGACUAUCGUGAGCGGGAGAAUGUAAAGAGAAACGAUUUUAUGGAUAUGUUAAUCGAUUUGAAAAAUAAUAAGCUGAUAAAGGAUGAGUCGGGAGAGGAGUUCAUCAACUUGACAUUUGGUCAAAUUGCCGCGCAGGCUUUUGUUUUUCUGCUGGCCGGCUUCGAAACCUCAUCGACAACAAUGAGUUUUGCCCUCUAUGAAUUGGCGCAGCAUUUGGAGGUGCAACAGAGGGCGAGGGAGGAAGUGGGGAACGUUUUGAAGGCCCAUAAUGGGACAUUUGAUUAUGAGUGCUUAAAGGAAAUGGUGUAUUUGGAGCAGGUGAUACAGGAAACCCUGCGCUUCUACACCACCAUACCCACCAUUAAUCGUCUGGCUUCCGAAGACUAUGUGGUCGCCGAUAAUCCCAAAUAUGUCAUCAAAAAAGGCAUGGCUGUUGUUAUACCCGCCGCAGCUCUGCAUCGCGAUGAACGUUACUAUCCCCAACCGGAUGUUUUUAAUCCCGAACAUUUUACCGCUUCUCAAGUUGCCGAACGUGAUUCGGUGUUAAAUUUAUCCUUCGGUGAUGGUCCCCGCAACUGUAUCGGCAUGCGUUUUGGUAAAAUGCAAGCUAUGAUCGGAUUGGCAUUGCUGUUGAAGAACUUCCGUUUCACGGUCUGUGAAAAAACUCAAAUUCCAUUGAAGUUGGAUAAGAAGAGCAUCAUUGUGGCGCCGGAGAGCGGUAUUUAUUUGCGUGUGGAGAGGAUUUGAAGAGAAGGGAAUGAAAUAUAAUUGUGGGAUUAUUUACAGUUCUGCUCAGAGCCGUGUGCUAGCACAUGAGGCCGCAAAAGAGAGCAUUUGAGAGAAAAUUAAUAUUUUAUUUAACGAAAUUUAUAACUAACAAUAAAGAAAUAAAUAAUGUUUUAACACUUA
Messenger RNA from Musca domestica (house fly), 1686 nucleotides. RefSeq names its product probable cytochrome P450 6a21. Gene Ontology annotation, molecular function: oxidoreductase activity, acting on paired donors, with incorporation or reduction of molecular oxygen; monooxygenase activity; heme binding. Lineage: Eukaryota; Metazoa; Arthropoda; Insecta; Diptera; Muscidae. The record is from RefSeq and is marked provisional.